Messenger RNA from Fusarium mangiferae, 3138 nucleotides. RefSeq lists its product as uncharacterized. The record is from RefSeq and is a predicted model, not a curated record. The transcript is spliced from 3 exons. The coding region runs from base 1 to 3138 and encodes 1045 amino acids. Lineage: Eukaryota; Fungi; Ascomycota; Sordariomycetes; Hypocreales; Nectriaceae. Gene Ontology annotation, molecular function: ATP binding; ATP hydrolysis activity.
AUGGAGCUUGAAUCUACAGAUAUCAACUUUUCCGUCACAUGGCUACUUGGUCUCAAGCCAAAAUCCACGUAUCCUUCAUGGGCAAGAGACUUCCUGACCGAUGAACCACAUUUCCUUGUGAGCCGUCUUCUCGGCCUGCUUCCAACUCGCAAACCCCGCCGGCGCUUGAGAAGGCGGCGCAAUCGUUCCAAGACUGUAGUUGUACCUGAGGAGCCUCUCAAGGAGGAUGACCAAGAUGCAGACGACCAAAACACGGACGGCUUCGGUCUAGGGAAAUUAUACGGUGAUAUUCCAUACGAGACUGAUGAUGAUUCCGAGUCUGAAGCUGAGGACGCACCUGUGGUGGAAGAGGAGCCACCUGUCUUGGCUGAGCCAGCGUUCCUGGAACUUUGCAAGAUGAUGGAAGAUCUUCUGGAUGAAAUUGAAAAAUCACAGCAAGAUGAUACCGACGACUCGGACAACGAAUCGAUUGACGGUCUAGAACCCGAAGCUUGCCAAGAUGAAUCCCCAUCAAGAAUCGAGUGGUUGCGACAAAAGAAGGUGGAAAAGGCAGAGAACAAGUACCUCGACCGAGUCAUGUCUUUAACUGGCCUCGAAGAAGUCAAGGCUUUCUUCUUACAAGCAAAGGCGAAAGUCAAGGCCGCUCAGAGGCGGGAGACCGACCUGAAGAAAGAGAACUUUGAUGUAGUCUUCACGGGAGGUGAGGGAACAGGCAAGACAAUGCUGGCUCGCCUGUAUGCCAAAUACCUGAUAUCUCUUGGCGUGGUCAAGAAGUCUGGUGUUUUCACUGGAAUCAACAGAUUUUCGGCAUACAACAUGUCUAAAACAUCGACUUUGGGCACCAUACACAACACAAGCAAUGCCUGUGGUGGCUGCAUUGCCAUCAUUGACCACGCUCAUUUAAUGAACAGUGACGAUUGUAAUCUCUGGAGCCUCUACGUUCGCUCACAAGACCUGCCCGGAAAAAUUGUUCUAAUUGUAGCCGGUAAUGGCGAAUGGGGAUUGUCAGACUUGAUGGGUUACAGUGCUGAGGUGUCCAGUCACUUUCCUGUUCUGAAGUUGCCAAAUUACACAGCAGAAGAGCUACAAAUAAUAUUCCAUGGCCUCAUGCGAAAGUGGUUCAAGGGCAGAAUGGAAGUUGAGGACGGCUACGAUGGCCUGCAUGUCAAGAUUCUGAUCCGCAGAAUCGUUUCAGGGGCCAGUGACAAGACAUUUGGUAACAUCUGGCCAGUCAAAAAGGCAUUUGUCGAAGCUUGCAGGCGUCAAGUUGGGCGCUUUAUUCAAGCUCGUAAGACAGGGAACUACCCGGAAGACUUCAAAAUGACCAAAGAAGACCUACUGGGUAACAAGCCUUCUCUUGGGCCCGAGAAGAGUCCUGCUUGGAAAGAGCUUCAACAACUCGUCGGGUUGGACGAUGUUAAGGAGGCGAUACUUGCGGUGGUCAACCAAGUCAAUCAGAACUAUAUCCGAGAAAUGCGCGGCGACGAUCCCUUGCACGUUUCACCAAACCGAGUCUUCUUGGGACCUCCAGGUACCGGCAAAACCACAGUUGCAAAGCUCUAUGGUAGGAUUCUAGCAGAUUUCGGGCUCUUGUCCAAGGGCGAUGUCGUCACCAAGACUCCAGCUGAUCUUCUCGAUCGCUACAUCGGAGGAUCUGAGAACAACACGCAAGAGGCUCUCCGGGAAGCAAAGGGCAAUGUUCUGAUCAUAGAUGAUGCCCACAUGCUUGACCCGGGCACCAAUGGAAGUGCUGGUAGUUCCAAGAAUGGUGAUUUCAGAGGUGGCAUCAUCGACACGAUUGUUGCAGAGGUAACUGGAACUGCUGGAGAGGAUCGAUGUGUUAUCCUCUGCGGCUACCCUGACCAAAUGAAAGAGUUGUAUGCAAAUGCCAACCCCGGUCUGGCCCGAAGAUUCCCGCUGAAUAAUGCGUUUGUCUUCGACAACUUCAGUGAGGAUACCUUGGGUAAGGUGCUAGACCUCAAGUUGGCAAAGGAGAAGCUGGUUGCUACCGACAAGGCCCGCGAGGUCGCUAUGGAGGUACUGAAGCGAGCUUCUGUCCGGCCAAACUUUGGCAAUGGCGGUGAGGUGGACAAUCUUUUAUUCAAGGCCAUCUCAGCACGUUUCCGUCGCACUGCCAAAGAGCAGAGAUUACAUAAUGAGGAUCUUGAUCAACUUCCUCUAGAACCUCAGGACUUUGAUGCCAACUACGAUCGACUAUCACAAGCUGCGACAAACACGCGGGCAUUGUUCGACGAGUUUGUAGGCUUCGAGGAAAUCAUCUCCAAGUUCGAAUCGUACCAGUACAUGGUGCAAGGUAUGCGACUGCGCAAUGUCGACCCUCGGCCCUAUGUGCCCUUCACCUAUGUCUUCAAGGGUCCUCCCGGAACUGGCAAGACAUCGACUGCGAGAAAACUCGGCCAGAUAUUCUAUGACAUGGGUCUGAUUGCCGCACCAGACGUCGUUGAUGUCUCGGCAUCACAGCUUGUCGGUGAAUAUUGUGGCCAAACUGGCCCCAAGACACGCCGAUUGCUCGAAUCGGCACUCGGCAAGGUUCUCUUCAUAGAUGAGGCUUACAGACUCAAUGGCGCUCGUGGAUCGUUUGCCGAAGAAGCAGUCAGCGAGCUUGUUGAUGCUGUGACAAAGCCUCAGUUCGCACGCAAGCUUAUCAUUGUGUUGGCAGGCUACGAGGAGGAUAUGGACCGUCUUCUUCGUAGUAAUCAGGGUAUCAAGAGUCGGUUCGCAACCGAGUUCACUUUCCGUACCCUUCGAUCGGAGCAGUGUAUUGAGCAAUUACGACAAGUUGUUGGAAAGGUGGGCAUUACUAUCCAAGCAACACCAGAGAUGGAUACUACCACUCGCACAUCUUUGUUCUCACUGCUCCAACGUUUGAGCAACGACAAAGGCUGGGCCAGUGGCCGCAGCAUCGAGACCCUUGGUGAGCGACUGAUUGGACAUAUCUUCAAGGAAUGUGCCAUCAAGGGUUAUACUGGCAAGGACCUUAUUGUUUCAGGGCGUGAGUUGGUGACCAUAUUGGGACAGGCAUCUGGUGUCCCUUACGCCAGCAUUAGAAUGCGAGGUGGUCAGAUCCCUAUGGGCGCUAAGGUGAUGACCCUUAAGGAUCUGGAGACAUCGGAGUAG